This is a messenger RNA of Rhopalosiphum maidis (corn leaf aphid), 5641 nucleotides long. RefSeq lists its product as uncharacterized. Gene Ontology annotation, biological process: spermatogenesis. Lineage: Eukaryota; Metazoa; Arthropoda; Insecta; Hemiptera; Aphididae. The record is from RefSeq and is a predicted model, not a curated record. The transcript has 35 exons. The coding region runs from base 351 to 5567 and encodes 1738 amino acids.
AAUGACAAUGAAUUGUUAUUUCAGUAUUUCUUUUCGGCACAUAUAACUAGUAACUAUAUGGUUUCUGGUAAUUGGUCAAUCGUGGUUUUUACAUUUCAGGGUUAUCUUUAUUUACGUUUGGUAUGCGGCGUGCGUUAUUCUAUGUCAUGUCAACGGCUAACGGCGUAUCUGAAAUUACCGUUUAUUUGACAUUUUGUGUUUGACAAGUUACUAGUGACUUGUCGGCUAUCUACAUCUUUUCCAUGCUGAUUUGUUAAUGAUCUAACUCCUCGAUUAUUGUAGAUUUUUCUGGUUACUUUUAUUCAAAAUAUCAUUAUUUUUGAUUUUAAUUAGUAUUCAAGCAUAUAAAAAUGGUCUUGAGUCCUCUUACGUCCAAACAAGUUUUGGAGUUCUUGCCUUUGAACACGUGGACUGAGAUUCAUUUGCUUCAAAGCGAUUUUAAAAAUGUAUAUAUAGCAACAACAAAGGAAAAAAUGGAAAAGCGAUUGAGAGAUAUGCAAUCGAUUUCAUUACAGAGUGGCUCUUAUGAUAAAGUUACAACAUUUAAAGUACUUGAAAUAGUUGCUGUUGAAAUUAAAGGCGAAUGGUAUAGAGGUAAAUUAAUUAGUUUCAAUGAAUUUCAAACUGACAAUACCAGAAUUGAAUUAAUUGAUAUUGGCUCUAUUUAUCAAACUAAGUUAGAAAAUCUGUUUGUUCUUCCAUAUUAUUUUAUGUAUGAACCAUUAGCUUUACCGAUUAUGUUCAAGAAUUUUAUUCCGAAGAAAACAACGUUAUUUAUAAAACCUCUUCUGUCAGAAAGUAAUCUACAUGAAGGUAUUGUUCUUGUUGAUGUUAACUGUAAUGAUAAAAAGUUAGAAAACGGUGUUCAAGAUAAUCAAUUAUUGAAAUCAAAAAAAGACUCUUUUGAUGAUCCAAAUAUUAUAACUGUUGAAAACAUGAGCAAUGGCCACAACAUUAGCAAUGGUCACGACAUUAACAAUGCUCUCAAUAAUAGCGAAUCGAGCUUAUAUCUAUCUAGUAGUUCCAGAAAAGGUAGCAUUUUUAGUCAAGAAAAACUUAACAGUAUGCCAUUAAAAAAUGAGGAUUAUUGCAUUUUGACUUAUUUUGAAGAUUUCACUUGUUUAUAUGUCGGAAAAGCUAUUAAAAGUGACACAGAUGAUAGUUAUAAUUUCUUUGAUUUUGACAUUUUAUGCGAAACUGCUUGUAGUACAGAUAAAAUACUUAAGUAUGAUCCUAUUGUGGGAGAUAUUGUCAAAGUUUUUUCGCCUCAAAAUGAUGGUUUAUUCAGAGCAAAAAUACUAAAAAAUAAUUAUAAUGGAAGUUAUGAUGUUUUCUACAUUGAUUAUGGAAACAUUGAAACUGUCCCAUCAAAUGUUAUUUAUGAAUUGGCUGAUGAAUUAAAGAAGCCUGGAAUAGCUGUUAAAAUAGGACUUGGUAAUUUAAAAAAUAUUCAAACUACUGAACAAAUAAAAAAUAUGUUUAACCAGUUUUGUGACAAUGGAAAGCUGUUUAUGAUUGAGUUGGAUGAAAGAUCUAAAAAUUGUCUAGAAAAUGCGAAAUUGAAAGAUAUAGAUAAUGGAUCAUGUAUUGAUUCUAAAUAUAUAAUGAAAUACACAUCAAUACAACCUAGAAUUAUGCCUGUACAAGUUGAUGAAAGUAUUUCAAUAGUUCAUAGUAAUAAUAGUCAACUCUGCGAUUUAAAAAAUAAUGAUAUAGUUUUUUUAAAACAUUUUGAAGAUAUGAAUAGUGUAUAUAUUGUAAAGAAUGUACAACAAUUAAAUGAUGUGAUUUUAAAAAUGAUGACUGAUAAUACUGCUGUCCGUAAAAAAGAGUUAAUUGUCGGAGAUAUUGUUAAAAUUAUGCUUAAAAAAUCUCAAUAUCGUGGAAAAAUUAAAAAAAUUGAUGUUAAUUUGAUUUGUGUUAAAAAUAUUGAUUUUGGAUACUGUGAUUUUGUUGAGGCAAAUUCUGUUUGUGAACUAUCAGAUGAUUUAUUAAAGAUUCCUGGAUUAGCUAUAAAGAUUGGAAUUAAAGGACCUUUAAUAAAGAAGACACCUGACUUAACUGCUUUUAUAGAUAAAAUCGAAAGAAUUCCAUUAUAUUUAGAAUUUGAAGAAGGAAAUUCCAGUAGAUAUCAAGAAAUUAUUUUAAGGAGAAAAGAUAAUUCUGAAAAUAUUUUUGAAGAGUUUUUAAAAUCAAAUAAAAAUCAAUUAAUUUGUAAUCAAAUUUCAAACAAAUGUGAAAACAAUGACACAAUAAUCAAAUCUAGUGAAAGCUUUAUCAACAGUUUUGAAAACAUUACAUUAACAACUGGGGAUUAUUGUAUUGUUUCUUAUUUCAAAGAUUUUAAAAAUAUUUAUUUAUGUAAAGCUGUAAAAAAUGAAGCAAAUGAUUAUGAAAUGCAUAAUUUGCCUAUUAUUUUAAAGACCAUGGAUAGUAAAGAUCGUAAUGCUAAAGUAAAUCCAGCCAUAGGAGAUAUUGUCAAAGUAUUUUCACAUUUGUUCAGUGAUUUUUAUAGAGCUAAAAUAUUAGAUAUUGACAAUAACCAAUUCCAUGUUUCUUAUAUUGAUUUUGGAAAUACAGAGAUUGUUAGUUCAAAUGAAAUAUUUGAACUUUCAGAUGAAUUGAAAAUAAAAACCAAAUUACCAACUCCAGUAGCGAUUGAAGUUCCCCCAAAUGCCAAAACAACAAAUGAAAUUCAAAUCUUUUUUGAUAAUUUAAUAAAUGCUAGUGUAGUUUUGUGUAUUGAAAACAAAACACAAAAUAUUGAUGGUUUAGAAAACAUUAUUCUAAAAGAAUUAAAAUCUGGUAGAUUAGUAAACACUGAAUUAUUGAAAUUAUUACCUGUUGAAAAGAUACCAAUUAAUAAUUUUGAAAAUUCUAAUAAAACACAUGUUGUAGAUGCUAAAUGUGACAAAAAUCAUGAUUUAGAGAAUGUUAAAAUAUUAAAGAAAACUGUGGAUAGUUGUACAACUGAUGAGAAUGUUGAUUUAAAAAUUGAAGAAGAAAAAAAGUCACUAGACUUUAAAUUUGGGCCACUUAAGAAUAGAGAUUUAGUUAAUUUAAGGUAUUUUCUUGAUUCAACUUCUGUAUUUGUUUCUCGAAGUUCUGAAGAACAUUUAAAACUGUUUUAUGAUGUAACUACAAGAACAAUAGAAGAUAACUCGAGAAGGAAACAAAUAGAAAUUAAAGUAGGAGAUAUUGUUAAAGCAAUAUUUCUUGAUAAUAUGUAUAGAGCAAAAAUACUUAAAAAAGUUGAUCAUAAUCGUUUCUAUAUUUCUUUUAUUGAUUUUGGAAAUGAUGAGAUAGUUCAUGCUGAUGAAAUUUUUGAAUUACCCGAAGAACUAAAAAAGAUUCCUGGUUUGAUUGUAAAAAUUGGAAUUAAAGGAUCACCAUUAGUUGAAAAAUCAAAUGAUUUAGUGUCAAAAUAUUUAGAAGAUUUAGAAGACGAAUCUUUAUACAUUGAAUAUGAUGAAGAAAACCCGAAUGGAUUAAAAGAAGCUAAUUUAAAAAGAAAAAAUGGUUCUGAUAUUUUUGACGAAUUAUAUAAAAUUUUGGGAAAACCAAUGGUUACUAAAGAAGAAUCUAUAAAAAAAGAACAGAACAAUACUAAAAAUGAGACAUUGUUAAUAAGUUCACCUAAACCAGAAAUCAUAUAUAUUGAAUUGAGAACUGGUGAUACUGUUUUUUGUAGUCAUUUUGAAGAUUUUAACCAUCUAUACCUUUGUAAAAGUUCUAAAAAUAAUACUAUACCAGAAAAUUAUAGUAUGAUGAUUGAUUCUAAAAUGGCAAAAGAUAUUGUUGUAAAAAAGAAUCUUAAAUAUAAGGAUAUAGUAAGAGUGAAGUUUGAAGAGAAAAUUUUCCGUGCAAAAGUACUUGAUAAAUGUGGACAUAAAUAUUCUGUAUUUUUAAUGGAUAUUGGAAAGAAUAUAAAUGUGCUUGCUGAUGAUAUCUUUGAACUUCCAAGUACCUUAAAAAAUAUUCCUGGUUUAGCUCAAAAGGUUGGUCUUAAAGGAACACAAGAUUUAAUAAUUACUUCAGAUGUUAAAGAUUAUUUUUAUAACUUGUGGCAUAAUGAUCCAAUUCCAUUAAUUUUAAGAUAUGAUGAGGGCAAUUUCAAUUAUUUAAAUGAAGUAAAUUUAAUAAAACAAAGUAAUGGACAUGAUAUUGUUGAUGAUUUAAUCAAGAUGUGUAGUAUAUCUGACAUGUCUAAUAAAUCUAAACCGGCUCAAGUAACAAAAAGUAAUGGUUCAAAUAUCAAUAAUUGGCAAAUUUUAAGUGGAGAUCAUGUUGAAUUUUUAUUUGGAAAUAAUGUUGACAAUAUUUUUGUAAGAAAAAUAAAAUUAUAUGAAGAAUUUAAGAAUGUUUUAGACCAACUAAAAGAAGAAAAUUGUAAAAAUUACAAACCAAUAACCCCAAAGACUAAUGAUAUUGUUGCAGUGUAUUCUACAAAAUUUAAUGGGAUUUAUAGAGCUAAAGUCAACAUACCAUGUUUUGAUGAUACAAAUAGGGUUAAAUGUCUUUUGAUUGAUAUUGGUCAAAUUGAUUUGAUAUCACCUAAAAAUGUAUUUUCAUUGCCCAACUAUGUAUUAUUAAAUAAAGUGCCAAAUAUGGUUCGUAGAGUGACACUUGCCGGUAUAAAUAAGAUCUUUAAUACUAAGAUAACUCCAUAUUUAUCUUCAUUGAAAGGAAAAGCAUAUAUUAUGGAAUAUGAUAAGAAAUCUGAUCAAUGGCAUAAGCAAGAAGUUGUGUUAAAAGAAAUACAAAGCAAUUUGUCCAUUAAUGAUGAAAUACAAAAAUUAUUUUCUGAUGAUGCUUCUUCUGUUCCUAUAUCUCAACAGCGACGAUUAGAAAGAAAAAUUAUCCUGCCCGAGCCAAAAGAAAGUACAUUGGAAAAACCAUCUCAUCCUAUUAAAAGUGGUUCAUCUGUUUUCAUAACUAAUUUUGAAAACUUCAAUUCAAUUUUUAUUCGUGAUGCAUCAUAUGAAUUUAUUGAGAACUUUAAUGCAUUUAAUAAAAAAAUGUUAAAAUAUUAUAGAAAUGCUAAUGAUGAAAUCGCCAAAGAAAACUUGAAAAUUGGUGAUAAAGUAUGUGUACAGUCAUUAUUAAAUGUAGUAAUGCAUUCUCGUGCUAUUAUAAUCGACAUCAUUGAUAACAAAUACAAUGUUUUUUAUCUGGAUUAUGGAAAUACAGAACUAGUUAGUGAUGAAGAUAUAAUGGCUUUGCCAGAAGAAUUAGAAAAGUUCCAAGAUUUUGUCAUAAAAGUUCAACUACAAAACAUGCCACCAUUGAAUACCAACAAUGAAAUUCAAAUUAUCAAAAAUCAUUUCAAAAAAAAUUUUAUUACACCCAAUGCAACACUUUCUAUUGAAUUUAAUGAGUUCAAUCCAAAAGGUCUUGAUGAUGUUGUUUUAAGGACAGAGUAUUAUAAAAAGGAUAUUGUUGAGGAUAUUAGAGACUUACUAAAUGCACCACCAUUGAAUAUUAAAAUAACAGGGCAAAAUAAAAAUACAGAACAACAAACUUCAUCUCCUGGCAUAUUUCCUUACCCUGCACGAAGACUGUUAUAAGUUAUAAAUUAUUGUUAUUAAAUACAUUGUGUAUCCAGUUUUAUUUUUUAAUUUUUUCUUAUUAAAAAGAAAGA